UCAGUGAGGUUACUUGUCAUCCCCUCCCUCUUCUGCUUCCCAGACACUGAGUCUGGAAUGAAAAUUCACCUGCCUCUGAGUUGGCCACCGGUGGGGGCUGGGGUGUUACUUGGGUUCCCAGGUUGGAAGAUUAUCUCACCCAGCCCUAGCUAUAUAAGCUCAGCAGGGCCAACUCAAGAGAAUCAUUCCACAGGAGAAAACAUACAGACGAGCUUCGGGCCAACAUGAUGAUGCUGAAAGUAGAGGAGCUGGUCACAGGGAAGAAGAAUGGCAGUGGAGCCACCGGGGAGUUCCUUCCGAAGGAUUUCACAGAUGGAGAGUAUGAAGCUGCUGUUACUUUGGAGAAGCAAGAGGACCUGAAAACACUUCCAGCCCACUCCAUGCUCCUGGCGGAGCAACAGUGGAAACUUGAGAAACAACGAGAGGCAGAGCUCAAGAAGAAAAAACUAGAACAAAGAUCAAAGCUUGAAAAUUUAGAAGACCUUGAAACUAUCAUUCAACUGAAGAAGAAGAAAAAAUACAGGAAAAGUAAAGUUCCAGUGGUGAAGGAACCUGAACCCGAAAUCAUUACAGAACCUGUGGAUGGGCCUCGGUUUCUGAAGGCUGCCCUGGAGAAUAAACUGCCAGUAAUAGAAAAAUUCUUGUCAGACAAGAACAAUCCAGAUGUCUGUGAUGAGUAUAAACGGACAGCUCUUCAUAGAGCGUGCCUGGAAGGGCAUUUGGCAAUUGUGGAGAAGUUAAUGGAAGCUGGAGCCCAGAUCGAAUUCCGUGAUAUGCUUGAAUCCACCGCCAUUCACUGGGCAAGCCGUGGAGGAAAUCUGGAUGUCUUAAAAUUGUUGCUGAAUAAAGGAGCAAAAAUCAGUGCCCGGGAUAAGUUGCUCAGCACAGCGCUGCACGUGGCGGUGAGGACUGGCCACUACGAGUGCGCGGAGCAUCUCAUCGCCUGCGAGGCGGAUCUCAACGCCAAGGACCGAGAAGGAGAUACCCCCCUGCAUGAUGCCGUGAGACUGAAUCGUUACAAGAUGAUCAGACUCCUGAUUAUGUAUGGUGCCAACCUCAACGUCAAGAACUGUGCUGGGAAGACGCCGAUGGACCUGGUGUUACACUGGCAGAAUGGAACCAAAGCGAUAUUUGACAGCCUCAAAGAGAACUCCUACAAAACCCCUCGCAUAGCUGCGUUCUAAGAGAAGCGACGACAGCCCCUUUCAUCGGCGGCUCUUCACCCGCAUUGGGAAGGCAACAGCCCCGAAGAAGAGCAACUAGUUAUAAAACCCAACCUCUCUUUAUCAACCUGUUGUCAAGCUGCACCUAAUGAAGUUUUGAGAAAGCACGGGGAUAUAGGUAUUGAAAUUCCCCUUAGUGAAACUCACUCUAUUUAUUUGUAUUUAUUCCUGUUUAUUUAUUUAUUUUUAAGUGUACUUCGAUGCCACCGAUACUCAGAUCCUUUAUGGUCAUCCAUUGGGUGAGCAAAGCUUGGUUCAUAUAUAACACUUCAGAGCCUUCCUGUAGAUAGUUAAACCGUGUUCAUGAGCAGUGCUCUCAGUACCUACAUAUGUAUCACCUCACGCAUGUGGGCUAUUUCAAGGGUGUUUUUAGAAGACAAAGGUGAUGAUUGCAGCCCCUCUUUUGAUUCCUGAAGUCUGAGGCAAUGGAAGGCAUGCAGUGACAGAAAAAGAAACAGUAGAAUGAAAGAGAUUCUAUGAGAAGGACAGGACGACCAGCAUUUUUUCCUGGGCCUCUGGUAUUUCUUACCAAGUCGCACACUGCACCAAGGGGAAGGGAAUGUCACGAGUGUACGUGGAGCGUGGUGGACAGAGUGGGCAACUGGGCCGUGCAGAACGGAAUUUGCUCAAAAAAGAUGAAAGCAACUGCCAAUUGUAAAUGUGUAAAUGUAUAGUAUGUCAUAUGUAUAUUUUAUAUUCAUAAUAAAAGCAAACAGAUUCUAAACCUC
Molecule: messenger RNA, 1951 nt
Organism: Hipposideros armiger (great roundleaf bat)
Lineage: Eukaryota; Metazoa; Chordata; Mammalia; Chiroptera; Hipposideridae
Gene: ANKRD1
Product: ankyrin repeat domain 1
Exons: 9
Coding region: 225-1184 (319 amino acids)
Biological process (GO): regulation of transcription by RNA polymerase II
Cellular component (GO): nucleus
Molecular function (GO): RNA polymerase II-specific DNA-binding transcription factor binding
Source: RefSeq, a predicted model, not a curated record